This is a messenger RNA of Polychytrium aggregatum, 4735 nucleotides long. RefSeq lists its product as uncharacterized. The record is from RefSeq and is a predicted model, not a curated record. The transcript is spliced from 19 exons. Gene Ontology annotation, molecular function: RNA binding; ATP binding. NCBI's taxonomy places the organism in Eukaryota, Fungi, Chytridiomycota, Chytridiomycetes, Polychytriales. The coding region runs from base 97 to 4629 and encodes 1510 amino acids. Gene Ontology annotation, cellular component: intracellular anatomical structure.
CCGAUCGUUCCCGCCGCCUCACCCAUCCUCCAAUCGCAAUCGCAAUCGCAAUCGCACCCGCACCCGCAUCGCCAUCUCGGACGUCGUCAACAGGAUAUGCCUCCGAAAAAGAAAAAGAGCAAGGCACCCAGCACCAGGGGAUACGCAACCACGUCGAUACCGUCCAAGCCGGCCCAGCUCGCCAGCGAGGCGACCGACACUCUGCCCGAUACCCAGGACCCGAGCUUGCUUCCCGAGCCCAUUGAGGCCAGUGAUGCAGCAGCUCUACUGGACAGCACACUCGCUGUCGAGGCGAGCUACUUCCAAGCUGCCGCUCGGGAUGCUUGGGAAGAUCCUGACGAAAUCGUGCUUGCGAGCAACGCGGCUGCCUCGACCGGCCUCUUGCAGACCAAGGUUGAAUCGAGCUAUCGCCAGGCCGAGCGUGCCCGGCUUGAGGCCCAGACAAGCGAGAUCCUUCCGAAACUCAAACUUGAAAGCCAGUCGGAGCACCUUCUGAUGGAGCUUGCUCGGCAAGCGCUGGACGAGCGAGACUGGUUCCUCCCCGAGGCCAAAGAGAAGAGCAGCACCGAGAAGCUGCAUCUCCAUUACUGCUUGCUCGAGAGGAUGGGCUUUCAGAAGGGCCACAUCCAAGAAGCAAUGACGGCAUGCGGCGGCAUGCGUCUCGAAUCGCUGCUUGACUGGCUCUGUAUCCAUGUCAGGUCCGAGGACUUGCCAGCUGGCUUCUUUGAUAACAUCCUCCAUGACGGAGAUACCAGCGCCCGAGAUCGCCGAGAUGCAGACCGAGUAGCCACCAGUCAAUGCGAUAAUCAGGCUGUCCAUCCUCGUCCGCACUCCCCUGCUCCGCCACCAAAGGACAGCGUCAGACGGGAGGAGAAGGAUCUCAAGUCAUGGAUUCUACAGCAGGCCAGCCGAUGGGAUUUGGACGAAGAUGAAGACGAUCUUGUCUCGGAGACGAGUCAGGAGCCGGUGAGCACUCGCCAUGCAAAACUGAAAUACGAGCUCGAGCAGCUCCUCGCAGAGGCUCAGAGGGCAAAGUCAUCCAAAGACGUCGCCAAAGCCAAGCAACUUGGGACAUCGAUUGGUCAAUUGCGCCAGGCCAUUCGGAUUCUUGAAGACGACGAUGACUACGACGUCAGUGCGUCCAGCAGAGCAUUUAAACAGCUCCUGGAUGAGAAGCAGCAACAACCACGGGAGCCAGAGCGCGAAUCGUCUCGCCAACCUCCAAGUCCGGACGCCAGCCCUCGAGGCCACGGAGACAAUGAUGAGGCAGAGGAUCAAGAUGAAGAGGAUGGUGGGAUGCUUGGUAUGUUUGACGAGGAUACCGAGUCGGCACCGCCGGGUCCAACCACCCUCCCGCCGACCACCAAGAUCCGCGAUAUGAGCGUCGCCAAGUGGUCAGGCCACAUGCCCAAGGACCUCCUCGCCCAGUGGCUGAACAAGAACGCAAGGGGUGCCAAAGCCAGCUAUCACCUAUCACGAGACGGUGUCGGAUAUGCAUCGACUGUGCGUCUCAGCGGCCAUCGGUUGGUGGAAGGAAAAUCUUUUGAGAUGGCCGACCGUGCUGCUCAAAAGGACCAGGCCUCGCAUUUUGUCUCGGUGAUUGCACUUUAUGCCUUGAGCAAGCCACAGCAGUACUGGAGACAGCUGCCGCAGCCAUAUGCAGAUCUGUGGCGGGAGCUUGAGGCAAAGGAGAACGAAGUGGCUCAGAAACAUCAACACGGCAUCACCCAGGAGCGGGGCAGCUUUGUUGGAAAUCUGGUCAAGCAACGAGAUGUCAAGCUCGAGGAGCACAAGAGCAGCCUUCAAGACACCGGCCUCGGCGAUGAGCUCUGGCAUAGUCCUGCCCGUGGCGACAUGGCCCUGCCAACCUUUGCCAAAGUCGAUCCACAGACUCUCCUUGCAGAAUUUUCAAAGAGAAAGAGUCGGCGAGGUUAUCAAAAGCUGCUGGCUGAUCGAAGCAAGCUUCCUGUAUACCUCAAGCGAAAGGAAAUCCUGGAUGUCAUCAGGAGCCACCAGGUCGUUAUUGUUUCCGGUGAAACUGGCAGCGGUAAGAGUACGCAAAUCCCACAGUUUAUUCUCGAGGACCUGAUCGAGACCAAAGCGAGCGGCUGCUAUCAAGUUCUAUGUACUCAGCCUCGGCGAAUCUCGGCCACAUCAAUUGCGUCGCGUGUCUCCGAAGAGAUCGGCGACCCGGCUGGAGGCGUUGGUGCAAAGGGUGCCUGGGUGGGCUAUCAGAUUCGUCUCGAAUCCAAGGUUUCGCCCACGACGCGGCUUACAUUCUGCACAACGGGUGUGCUCCUGAGGCGCCUGGAAUCAAAUCCGACCCUCGAUGGAGUCACGCAUAUCGUCGUUGACGAGGUUCACGAGCGAUCCAUGGACUCGGACUUUCUGCUGAUACUUCUCCGUCGGCUGUUGAACAUCCGACCCGAUAUGAGACUGAUCCUAAUGUCGGCAACUGCCGACUCGGCAAAGUUCCAACGUUACUUUGAGUCGAAUGGCCUCAUCAAAUGCCCCGGCAUCAACGUGGCCGGACGCACCUUUCCUGUUGAGACCUUCUAUCUCGAGGAUGCCAUCGAGCAAACGAACUUUGUUAUCGACCCUGACUCGGAAUACGCCCGAAAACCUGUCGUUGUCAGACAGAGCGCCGGGAAAGUUGGGAUCACAGUCCGCGGCGGAAAGCGCAUAAACAUGUCGCUCGAAUGGGACGAAGAGGUUUAUGACGAUGAUCAAGACGACGACAGCAUCACCGAAUCGAUUUCCACCUCUGAUGACGUCGAUAGAUUGCCGCAGUACACCAAGAAGACCCUAAAGACUGUGUCUGCGAUGGAUCCGUAUCGGCUGAAUCUAGACUUGGUCGAGGCGCUUGUGCGCCAUGUUUGCCGGGUGGCAUCGAGCCGGGGCCAAUCCGGUGGUCGUGACGAUGACAAAGACGACUGGGAGGCCGAAGUUGAUGAUGCUGGUGGCGUCAAUGGCGCUGAUGAUGCGAAUGCCGAUCGCGGCAGUAUCCUUGUGUUUCUUCCGGGUCUUGCCGAGAUCCGCAAGCUGCACGAACGGCUUUCGGCCGAGCCGGCAGAUCGCCAGAACAAUCCCGGUCCAGCAAUGGAGGUGCUGCCUCUUCACAGCACUUUGGGCAGCGCCGAGCAGGCCCGGGUGUUUUUGCCACCGCCCAAGGGCAAGCAGGUCGUUGUCCUCGCGACCAACAUUGCCGAAACGGGUAUAACGAUCCCGCACGUUCGAUACGUCAUCGAUACGGUUCGAGCUAGGGAAAUCAGCUACGACGAGCGCCGAAACAUGACCCGCCUGAAAGAAAUCUUUGUGGCCAAGGCCAACUGCAAGCAGCGCCGUGGGCGAGCCGGUCGUGUGAGCGAGGGGAUCUGCUAUCAUCUGAUCGCCCGAGGCGCCUUCGAGCAACUGCCAGACCACCGACCGCCCGAGCUAACGAGACUCCCCCUGGAGGAGAUGUGUCUCCGGGCCCGCGCAGGUCGACACAGCGACAGCUUUUACAGCCUCUUUCAGGAGGCUUUGGACCCGCCGCCGCGCAAGAACGUUGACAAGGCGAUUGCGAUUCUCCAGCAGGUCCAAGCCAUCGAUUCGGAAACCAACCUCACGGCACUGGGGUAUCGACUUGCACAGCUGCCAGUCGACUGCAGGCUUGGCAAGACACUGCUGUUUGCAGUUGCACUCCGAUGCCUCGAUCCGAUUCUCACCGUGUGCGCGGCCCUUUUUAUGAGCAAAUCACCUUUCCUCCGUCCCUUUGGCAAGGAAGCUGAGGCCGACCAAGCCAGGGCAACCUUCCGUGUCGAAAACUCGGACUUGUUGAGCAUUGCGAGUGCCAUGUCCCGCUACAGGGAUAUCGUAGCCAGAGGCGCCAAGUCAGGCUUCAGCAUCCAGCAAGAGUGCAGCCGAGCGUUCCUCAAUGCUACCAACUGCUCCCAGAUUGAAGAUGCAAAGGAGCAACUCCUUCGACUCUUGAUAGCGUCCGGCACCCUGCCUCUGGAGUGCCGCGUUGAAUGCAGGUCCGGGUCCCUAUUCUCGGUGCUACCACCUACCCCCGGCAUCUACAACCACAACUCGACCGACAACCCAAUUCUGCUCAGUGUCUUGACCGUGGGCCUCUUUCCCAACUUUGUGUAUGUGCGCAAAGAGAUCCAGGGUCCGCUCCAGACUCGACCACAGUUGCACCGAUUCAAGACGCCAAACGGCCUGUGCUGCUACGCUCUUCCUUCUGGCGAGGCAAUAUCCAUACAUAGAUACUCGCUGAACUCAAAGGGAAUCGACGCCGCAGGCGGCGGUGUCUAUGUCUUUUACGAAGCCCAGCGCAACGACCACAGCACCUCUGUCUGGGACAUCAACCGCGCCAAUCUCGUGGCAUCGAUUCUGUUCAACUCGAGUCGCUCGGUCCAGCACUGGGCCCGUGUUGUUAUGCUCGGUGACAGCGACCAAGGCACCAUGGCUGUUCGUCUGCAGUGCUCUCCUCGGACGGCAGUGCUCCUUCGAUGUGUCGGGGAUCUUGCGUGGGCGCAUGUCCAGGCUACCCUUGGAAUCACCGCCUUCCCAGCCGACCCAAAGCUACAGGAGCGAGGCCAGAAAGCUCUGGAGCUGUGUGAGCGUAUUCUCGCGGUGAACUGAGUCCGGGACACUCUUGAGAAGGGCGACAGGACUCGGGCCCAUAAACAUGAAUGCGAUAUCGAUAAACUUGGCAAGUCGAGUAAAUACAUGUAUUGGAACUCGGUUU